CCCGGACCACGCCCGCGCCUUGAGUUGAGUAUGGUUAUGGCACUUCUCUGUUGGGCUGGUGGUGGGUGUAUGUCGUCUAGGCUGACUUUUGACUUUCGCCCCCGUUCUGCAGACUUGCUUUUGGCAGAGUUCGAGGGUUUCCAAUUGGGGAGCGAGCCCACCGCCCGUCUGCGGAAUAACGUGGCCUCCAAACUGGCGAGGGUCAAGGCCUUCCUAGGCUUCAUGGCGACAGGCCACGCGGACCCAGAAACCUUGUCCUUCCUCAACCAACCGGCGCGCAUCCGAGCCUGGUCUGCCCUGCUAGGCCAAACGGGCAUGGCCGAGCCCACGAGGCAGCACUACCUGAAGAACGUGGCGCAGUUCCUGGAUUAUCUCUCCGAAACCCCGCCGGCCUCCUGCCGCCUCUCCAGUACCACCCUGGUGCUGAUUCGCAGGGAGCUUCGAGCUCUCAUUCGCGGCAUACGCCGCCGCGUCGUGGUGCACGAGGUUAGGACCAAGCAAGCCAAAGAAGGCAGACUCAUCUCCAAAGCCACCCUGCUACGCUGCCAUCGGACGGCUGGGAGAAAAAUACCUGCCCUUCUAGACGGCCUCGAGUCCAGCCCAGACACCAGGCAGCAGUGGCGCUUCUAUGGCUACCUGACCGGCUACCUGACCUGCAUCACGGGCCAUCGCUGUGGGGUCUUCCAGAACCUGACCAUCCAGGAGGUCCAAGAGGCUUCCAGAAGCCCGGACGAGUCCGCCUAUGUCAUAAACAUCACCACGCACAAGACAAACCGAGCCUUCGGCGCGGCUCAGCUGUCUCUCAACAAGGAAGAAUACAGCUGGUUCCGGAGGUUUUUGCAGCUGCGGGCUAGCCUCCCCGGGGGGAGCCAGGCCUCCUAUUUUUUUUUUACUUCCAGACCCAGUCCCUGUCGAACCCUGAACAAAUAUUUUCAAUCUGCAUGGACCAGCAUGGGGCUUCCCGGCAAGCCCACCUUCACUGACGUCCGAACUGCCAUCGCGACCCACGCAAAGAAUUCACAUUCUUCCGAGGAUCGCAGGAAGGUGGCCCAAUUCAUGUGCCACGAUACCUCAACCUCAGACAAGUUCUACGCGCUUCACCUAGGCCCUCUCCAAGCACGUGAGCACCGCAGACUCUUCGAGAGGGCCUUGGUGGAGGAGGAGGAGGAGGAGGAGGAGGAGGAGGCAGCGGGCAGAGAACGCCACUCAAGGAAGGGGCGCCAGAGGGCAGAGAGUCCCGGGUCACCCAUGGAGGGAACUAGCAGGAGGACGCUGCCAUGGCCGCCUUCGAAGGGGAAACGCCCCCUCGAAGCAACAGAAGACUCUGAAUCUUCCUAAAUAAAAUUGAACAAUAAAGGUCA
Danio aesculapii is the source of this 1361-nucleotide messenger RNA. RefSeq lists its product as uncharacterized. Bases 31 to 1338 code for a protein of 435 amino acids. NCBI's taxonomy places the organism in Eukaryota, Metazoa, Chordata, Actinopteri, Cypriniformes, Danionidae. The record is from RefSeq and is a predicted model, not a curated record. Gene Ontology annotation, biological process: DNA integration; DNA recombination. The transcript has 5 exons. Gene Ontology annotation, molecular function: DNA binding.